AUGAAGCAAUCAAGACAAUCUGCCAAAUUCGCCUAUCAAGGAUUAAAGGAGUUAGUCAAAUUUGGAAAAUUCGCUGAGACAGAAGGUGCUCAAGCUACUAGUACUCUAAUUGCUAUAGUGGCAGAAGAACAUGUGGCACCAUCAAGGUCAAAUCUCAGUUUUUCGUUUGAGGUUUCUGAUGAUGAUGAUAAUGAUAAUGAUGAUGAUGAUGAUGAUGUUGAUGAUGAUGAUGAUGAUGAUGAUUCCGAUGAUAAUGAUGAUGUGAAUUUUCUUCUGUUUUUUCCACCGAAGGAGCCAGUCAAUGAAGUUGUGAUUACUCCAGCUGAGACAGAGUCUUCAACUGCAAGGAAGCCUCCCCAAACAGUUCCUGUUACUGUUGAAUCUCCAUCUGAGAGUGAUAAAGACGAACCAAAUGCCUCCCAGAUGCCAAAGAAGCGAAGACGUAGAGAUCUAAGGCCGGGAGUGCUUAUUGCUAAACCAGUAAAACUGCCAACUUUAAAUGUUGAGCUAGCCCAAGUUAUUCAAGAUGUUCAAACUCCAACUGUUGAACCAGCACAGGUUCAUGAAGAUGUUCAAGCCCUAAUUGUUAAACCAGCCUAG
Messenger RNA from Lactuca virosa, 600 nucleotides. NCBI's taxonomy places the organism in Eukaryota, Viridiplantae, Streptophyta, Magnoliopsida, Asterales, Asteraceae. The record is from the annotation of a GenBank genome assembly.